AUGUUACAGCUUUCUAAGACAACAAAUGACCACAUUCUGACAACAAAUACUUUUAUCAAUGAGGCUAGGGCACACAACAAGAAUCAGGAUGCUUUUAUCAGGAACUUGGAGGUUCAAAUUGGUCAAUUGUCCAAGCAAGUUUCUGAGAGACUUCCAAGAACAUUUCCUAGUGACACUAUUGUGAAUCCCAAAGAGCAUUGCAAGGCUAUAAUGACCAGAAGUGGUAAAGUGCUUCCAUCUCCUGAGGUUGAGGAGAAGCUUGAUGAGGAAGAAAAAGAAAAGAAGAAAGAACAGAAUGUAAUUGUUGAGAAGAAGCAUGAGAUUAGUCCUGGUUAUGUGAGAGCUAUGGCACCUUAUCUUGAAAGAUUCAAGCAAGAUGCUCAGAAGCAGCAAUAUGCCAGUGCAAUAAUACAGAAGAAGUUUCCUCCUAAGCUUUGUGAUCCAGGGAGCUUCAAUAUUCCAAUUGCUAUUGGUAACACUAAUGUUGGCAAAGCUUUGUGUGAUCUUGGGGCGAGUAUAAAUUUGAUGCCCUUGUCUGUGUGUAAAUCUUUGGGGAUUUCUGAGCUUAAGACUAUUAUGGUUUCCUUGCAACUUGCUGACAGAUCUUUGAGGAAACCCAAUGAGGAAACUGAAAUGCCUCUUUUGUUGGGUAGGCUUUUCUUGGCUACUGCUUGGGCUAUGAUUGAUGUUGAACAAGGGAAGCUUGAGUUAAGAAGGAAUGAUGAGACCUUCACCAUCAAUGUCUUUGAUUCUAUGAGAAAAUCUUCUAACAAAGGUGAUUGUUUCAGGCUUGAUGAUUUAGAAGAAGUGGGGAAAGAAGAGAAAUCUCCUAGUCAGGAGCUUGAGGCGCGUGAUUUUGUUCCCUUUGAGGAAGAAAAAGGUGUUGUAUUUGAGGUUCUUGAGAAGAAAGAUUCUGACAAAGAAGAUGGUGCCCCAAAAGUAGAGUUAAAGGAGCUGCUUGAAACUCUUAAAUACACCUUCUUGGGUGACAACGAGACUUACCCUGUUAUCAUUAAUAAGGAGUUGUCUUAUGAGCAGGAAAGGAGGUUGAUAGAAGUGCUAAAGAAACACAAGACUGCCAUAGGGUGGUCCAUUUAUGAUUUGAAGGGUAUAAAUCUUUCUUUUUGUACUCACAAAAUUCUCAUGAAGGAUGAUGUCAAACCUGUGAGGCAACCUGUGUAG
Gastrolobium bilobum is the source of this 1182-nucleotide messenger RNA. RefSeq lists its product as uncharacterized. The coding region runs from base 1 to 1182 and encodes 393 amino acids. The record is from RefSeq and is a predicted model, not a curated record. Lineage: Eukaryota; Viridiplantae; Streptophyta; Magnoliopsida; Fabales; Fabaceae. The transcript has 4 exons.